UGCUCAGGGGCCCGCUCACAGCCCCUUCCCCAAGGGUUCCCCCAGCAGCCCUGGCUCAGGGCGGGGUCGGGUGGCUCCGGCAUCCACAUUCCUCUUCCGUUUCCCCCUUUCACAAGCCAGGAAGGACCCAGCGCCCCCGCCCCGUGCCCCGGCCUGGAGUGGGCCGGGCAGGUCCCACCCCGGCUGCAGAGCCGCUGGCCGCCCCCAGGGCCGGGUCCCAGCCACCCGUUCGGGGCGGUGCGGGCCGCGCCGGCCGGCUCCUGCCCUGCGGGGGCGGCCCCCGGCUCAGCCGCGCUGCUGCCCGCCCCCAUCAGGGCGGUCGGGGGCCGAGCGCAGGGCCGGGCUGGGCAGCGAGCACGGAGCCGCCUGCCCCUGGGCUCCAGCGCCCAGUGCCCGAGGGAGCCGCCAUGGCCAACGCGGGCUUGCAGCUGCUGGGCUAUUUCCUGGCGCUGGGCGGCUGGGUCGGCACCAUCUGCAGCGCGGCGCUGCCGCAGUGGAAGCAGAGCUCGUACGCGGGGGACGCGAUCAUCACGGCCGUGGGGCUGUACGAGGGGCUGUGGAUGAGCUGCGCCUCGCAGAGCACGGGCCAGGUCCAGUGCAAGCUGCACGACUCGCUGCUCUCGCUGGACGUUCACCUCCAGACCUCCCGGGCGCUCAUGGUGGUUUCUAUCCUCAUGGGCUUUGUGGGGGUCAUUGUCAGCGUGGUGGGAAUGAAAUGUACCAAAGUGGGGGACGAGAACCCUGUUAUCAAAAGCCGGAUUGCUGUGGCCGGUGGCAUUCUCUUCCUCAUAGCAGUGUUCCAGAUGAGUGUGAUCUUCCAGCUGAUGGCUUUCUGCCUGGGUCUCCUCUCCACCCUCUUCCUGGUCAUAGCCACCUGCACCGAUUGCUGGAUGGUUAAUGCUGACGAUAGCUUGGAGGUCAGCCUCAAAUGCCGGGGGCUGUGGAGGGAAUGUGUCACCAACGUGCAAGAUGGCAUCAGGACUUGUGACCAGUACGAUUCCAUUUUAGCAGGCCAUCCAUUGAAGAUCGUGGUGACGCGAGCACUGCUGAUCACAGCUGACAUUCUGGCGGGCUUGGCUUUGAUUACGCUGCUGUUGGGUCUGGACUGCAUCAAGUUUCUCAAGGAAGCGCCCCACAUCAAACUGAAGAUGUGCUACAUGGCUGGCUUAACCCUUGGCCUUGGAAGUGUCCUUGGCAUGGUCGGCUCCGUGUGGUAUGCGGUGGAUGUCUAUGUGGAGAGAGCCACUCUGAUAUUACACGACAUAUUCCUGGGGAUCCACUACGACUUCGGGUGGUCUUGCUGGCUGGGAAUGGUUGGUUCGACAGGUUGCUUUAUGGCCUCCAUCAUGCUAACCUGCUGCCUUUAUAGCUUCACAGAUGAUAGACCCUCCAGGAGACCUCAAAGGUCCAUCUACCCAUCUGGAAGAACUGCCACUGGGCAGAUGUAUAUGAUAAACUCCCGAGUGUAAUGAAGUAGCUGUACCUCCAAGGAUACCUGUCUUCAGUCCCACACUCUGUCUGCUGCUCUUCCAAAGCACCCAAACCUCCUGAAAUUUUCUCUGGAUUUGCUUUUGAAGUGGAGGCAUCAUAUCAGCUUCCAGCUUGUGACAGUGGCUUUUUGACCGUGAACAAUUAUCUCACUCAAUUUUCCAGAACCUUGAUGUGUUUUUAGGGUAAUUAAUGAAAGUUUCUGUAGCGUUCUGUAAGUGUAGCGUAGCUGCAAGGGGCUUUAAGGUACUCCACACAGAGGCUGGCAUCAUUUUGGCAAGAUAUGGGCGUUU
This is a messenger RNA of Chelonia mydas (Green sea turtle), 1781 nucleotides long. It is a transcript of the gene CLDN19, whose product is annotated as claudin 19. The coding region runs from base 408 to 1469 and encodes 353 amino acids. The record is from RefSeq and is a predicted model, not a curated record. Gene Ontology annotation, molecular function: structural molecule activity. Gene Ontology annotation, biological process: cell adhesion; bicellular tight junction assembly. NCBI's taxonomy places the organism in Eukaryota, Metazoa, Chordata, Testudines, Cheloniidae. The transcript has 7 exons. Gene Ontology annotation, cellular component: plasma membrane; bicellular tight junction.